Molecule: messenger RNA, 1843 nt
Organism: Branchiostoma floridae (Florida lancelet)
Lineage: Eukaryota; Metazoa; Chordata; Leptocardii; Amphioxiformes; Branchiostomatidae
Product: chymotrypsinogen A-like
Exons: 9
Coding region: 115-1296 (393 amino acids)
Biological process (GO): proteolysis
Molecular function (GO): serine-type endopeptidase activity
Source: RefSeq, a predicted model, not a curated record
UUAUGAUAUAGUUCUCAGAAGCAACGAGGAUCACUCCACGAUAGUUAUAGAGAAAACGAAUUUUUGAACGCCUUGUACCUUGAUAACCCUGUUCCUUCCUCUUCCCCCAGAUCAAUGUACCGGAGCUUUGGCCUGCACCUGACGCUGCUGGCAGUGGUACAGACUGUCUAUGGAGAUUGUGGCACGAGGACCACUACCACCGCCAGCGCACGUAUCGUGGGCGGCCGGCCUGCCCAGGUGGGUGCGUGGCCUUGGCAGGUGCAGGUGCUGGUGAGUGACAGCUCGGGACAGCAGGGGUUCUGCGGCGGGACCCUGAUCCACCCGCGCUGGGUCCUCACGGCGGAGCACUGCUUCGAUGGUGCAACGUCCAAUCUGGAGGACACCACCGUUCUGGUGGGGAAGCACAACCUCGACCCUGGGAACGACACCACGGAAGUGACGCGCACCGCUGACGUCAUCCACCAUCACCAUGACUACCACCAGACCACCCUGGCCAAUGACAUGGCGCUUGUGAGGCUCAACGAUGCGGUGGACACCACACAAAGUGCGAUCAACAUCGCCUGUCUGCCGGCCGCGUCGGACACUUUUCCCGCCGGUACAAACUGCACCGCCACGGGAUGGGGGGUGCUGGAGGACGGGGGCACGCAGCCGACCAGCCUGUACCAAGUGGAGCUGCCCGUUAUAGAGAGGUCCCUGUGUGCGCAGGCGUACAACACCUUCUCGUUUAACCAGCUGUGUGCCGGGGACUGGGACAACGGCGGGAUAGACACGUGCCAGGGGGACUCAGGCGGUCCCCUGGUGUGCCAGAAGGACGGGAACGGCUCCUGGUAUCUGGCGGGCGUGACGAGUUUCGGCGGCGGGUGCGCGCUGGAGCAGAGUCCCGGGGUCUACAGCAAGGUCACCGACUUCCUGGACUGGAUAUCCCCUACGUGCUAUGAAUGUACCGGGAACAGCAGUUGCGCAGAAACCCAGCAGAGCGGAGACACUACGACGGCCUGUGGUAUUGGAGAGUGGUGCUACCUGGAGAUGACGUACGAAUCUCAGGGCUCGGCAAACCUCGUGAAUGUUCGGAGGGGGUGCCGAGCGCCGGACGAUUGCAGCAGCGAGGCGCUGAACAACGGGGUCACCAACACGCCGAACGAGCAGUGCUCCACGCAGAACGGUCAGUACGUCUGUCACCGCUGCUGUAGAGGCGCAAACGGCUGCAACAGCAUCCCGGCGUCCAUGGCAACCGUUACCACGGCAACUGCGUGGGUCACAGUGUUGCUAGGGUUCAUCGUCACUGUAUGGAGAUGACGACCGUUGUCAUGGCAACCUCGUGGAUGAUGACAGAGUAGAAUUCUGCUUCACUUCGUUUUUUGUCGGGGCUUAAUUUUCUUUGUAACCCACGUGACAUGACACCGAUCUCCAAGCAGACGUUGGGAGAAUAGAUUGCGACGUUUUCUGAUCGCAUCGUUUUCAAUAAUGCGCACAAUGGGGGGUGGGUAGCAAUAUCAUGAUCUUUUCUCCCCAUAUCUGCUUGGAGAUUAAAAUGGCACAUAGUUGCUGCUAUUUGCAAGCUGCUGUCUUUUGUUGUUGUCACGCUGUUAUCAUUAUUUGCUGCUAUUUCUUCACGUUUCCCCUAUUGGCGCAUGAUAUUUGUUUAUUGUUUGUGUGAUUGUUUAUAGCCAUGCAUCUAUAUCAAAGGGGCAAUUCGUUCAUGUGCUUGACUUGAGUUGCGUGAUGCAAUCAUGUACAGUAGAAAUGUAAGAAGAAACAUUGAAGUAUAGCUACAUAUCAUUAAUCAACGUGCAACAAAGUGUGGCAGGGAUAAUGGUAAUGAAGCUAGGUUAUUCGUAUAUUA